Messenger RNA from Coffea eugenioides, 809 nucleotides. RefSeq names its product pentatricopeptide repeat-containing protein At2g13600-like. The record is from RefSeq and is a predicted model, not a curated record. Lineage: Eukaryota; Viridiplantae; Streptophyta; Magnoliopsida; Gentianales; Rubiaceae. The coding region runs from base 25 to 783 and encodes 252 amino acids. Gene Ontology annotation, molecular function: protein binding; RNA binding. The transcript has 2 exons. Gene Ontology annotation, biological process: RNA modification.
UGUGCUUUAAAGACAUUCCUGAAGAUGCCAAAACAUAACACGGUAUCCUGGAAUUCUAUGUUAGCAGCUUAUGUGCAAGCUGGGGAAGGAGAAUUUGCUUGUCGACUAUUCCUUGACAUGUUAGGCCAGGAUGUAAAACCAAGUGAGCUAACUUUUACAUACCUGCUUAGUGUUAGCGGGAACCUAUGUGCAGUCAAGCUCGGAAAACAGAUCCAUGCCCUUAUUUUUAAACUUGGAUGGGCUUCCCAUCUCUUUGUUGGUAAUGCUUUGAUCAAUAUGUACUUUAAGUUUGGCUCUGAGGAUGGUUUUCUGGCUUUUGAAAGUAUGGAAGAGCGAGAUCUGGUCACAUGGAAUAUUGUUUUGACUGGCUGUGGUGAGAAUGGGUUUGUUGAAGAUGCUAUCCAAAUUUUCCAGAAAAUGGAAGGUGAAGGAUUUGUUCCUGAUCAGGUUAGUUUUCUGGGGCUUCUUUGUGCUUGUGGCCGUGCAGGGUUAGUAGCUGAAGGGUUGGCCUACUUUAGUUCCAUGAUUCAGUAUUACCUGAUUGCACCCACAAUCUAUCACUACACUGCUCUGGUGGAUCUUCUCGGCAGAGCUGGGCGACUCUCUGAGGCUGAGUCCAUUAUUGACAAGAUGCCUUUUGAGCCAGAUGCCGUGAUUUUGGAAGUUCUUCUAGCUGCAUGUAGAAUCCACAAUAACAUCAAACUUGGCCAGAAAAUUGCAGGAAGACUUCUUCAGAUUGGUGGAAAGGUGUCAACCGCUUGUACAAGCUCUUGUGUUGGUUAAGAAAUGGGCAGAGUGUCAUGAUAAGG